AUGAACGAAAAUGAAGAUCCAUUUGGCAUGAUAUGUCGAGCGUGUAUGAGUAAAGAUCAAAUAUUUCAUUCAAUUUUAGAAAGUGUAGAUGGUAACAAAUUGCGGAUUUUUGAGAUGCUUGGAACGACGACACCCCAAAUAUUUAUUCAGAUUAAUGCUGCAGAUAAACUACCAAAGAUUAUUUGUAACACGUGUUUAAAUAAACUAAAUAUAACAUAUAAUUUUCAACAAAUGGUGAUAACUUCGGAGAAGCGUAUGCGAUCUCUGCUUUAUGUCGAGCCGAAUGCAGGCUUACAAAAAAUGCAUUCAUUGGAAGACCCUCUAGUUGAAAAAGAAUUAUUUCACGUAUCAAACAAUUCACUAAAGCAGGGAAUUAUAAGCGAAGAUAAUUAUUUCGAGUUCUCAAAUUUCAUUAAAAAGGAGGAAGUGUCAGAAGGAAGUCAUGAUUUAACAAAUUUCGUAUCUGAAUGGACUCACCAAAGACCUGAUGAACGUAAUAGACGUAACGCACAACAUCCUUGCUUAGAAUGUGGUAAGAUUUUCGACCGUCCAUAUCGCGUUAGGCGUCAUAUGGCAGUUCAUUCAAAGGAACGUCAAUUCGAGUGUAAAAUAUGCAAAUAUCGAUUUUCAAAAGAAAUUCAAUUAACAGCGCAUAUUAUAUCACACAGCGAUAAUUUGGAAUCAAGAAAACGUAGAUCGCCGGAAGGAUAUAAGUGUCAAGAUUGUCCACGCCGAUUUGAAAAACAUGAAUCACUUUCGGCCCACCGGCAAUGUCAUAAGAAGAUCGAAGAAACUGAUAAAAUGUUUCAAUGUGAUUGGGUUGACUGGAAAUAA
Teleopsis dalmanni is the source of this 834-nucleotide messenger RNA. RefSeq names its product zinc finger protein 701-like. The record is from RefSeq and is a predicted model, not a curated record. Gene Ontology annotation, molecular function: zinc ion binding. The coding region runs from base 1 to 834 and encodes 277 amino acids. Gene Ontology annotation, cellular component: nucleus. The transcript has 3 exons. NCBI's taxonomy places the organism in Eukaryota, Metazoa, Arthropoda, Insecta, Diptera, Diopsidae.